AUGGGUGCGACGAAUGCGGUCAGUGCCGCCAAUCCCUGCCCAAUGGCGUUGCAGUCUCGCAACACACCACUGGAGGAGACAAAUCUGCAGCAGAAAAUUGGUCUUUCCAUGCCCUCUUCCUUUCCUUCCUCGGCACCCUUCCUCUAUUCACAGCCCUCUAGCGUCUCUGCUCUAUCUUCCUACACUCCCUACACUCCAGCUUACACCUCACCUUCGAUACAACAACCGCCAUCGCAGACAUCGCCGAUGAUACCACCACCGGGCCUCACGCCAGGUGCCUGUCAGUCGGCCAACAGGGACUACGAAACGCAGCGAACGGCUGCUGCGAUGGCUGUGGCCUUGGCAGCACAUCGACAAACACCGCAGUCGCAGCAAAAGACACAAGUUGGCACUGGACACCAUCCGCAACAAUUCAGCCAACGAAGGAAGAGGAGAGUACUCUUCAGUCAGGUGCAGGUGCUGGAACUGGAAAAGCGGUUCAAACAGCAGAAGUACCUCAACGCACCCGAGAGAGAACACCUGGCCCAGCUGAUCAAUCUAACGCCGACGCAAGUGAAAAUAUGGUUCCAAAACCAUCGCUACAAAUGCAAAAGAGCAUUCAAAGAAAAAGAGGAUCAAUUGGUGACCAUGUCACAGUCAUCUAACAAUGGCAUCUUACACGAGAACAAAGAUGAUGACGUUCCGAGCGGUCGAAGUUCACCAAACGAUAUGAACAGCACAAAAAGCGAUAUGCAGACGACGUCUGAGAUGCUGCAACCGCUCUCUAACGAGGGUCGUUUCUCGCUGACGUCAGAACCAAAGGAGCUCUUCAGCGCCUUCGAGUCCACAAUCCCACCACCCGACACCAAGUUUUUUCCGGGUUCUGCUCCGCCUUAUUCGGGUUACAGUGGGCAGACGAUGUUCCUCUUUGGUCCAAGAGAGCCUCGGCGGGAGUGUGAGAAUGGAUGCUCAGAUAUCUGUCGAUCCUAUUUUAAUCACUGCAUCUCGGACUGCGAUUCUUCAAAGCGGCUCACAGCGAGCAUUUUCAGUAGCAAUAUGAACCCUGAGGCCCUCUCCUCCACCACCGACUAUCCUCCGAACUCUACUAAUUCGAAACCCACCUUCGAGGGGUACCAGCGUACAUCUGCUGAGGAGACCGCAGUCCCAUCAAAGCACGCCUUUGGGGUGGAGAUGAGAGACAACGAGUAUGCAAUGCGAAACAUGGAUUUCUACUAA
Molecule: messenger RNA, 1215 nt
Organism: Echinococcus granulosus
Lineage: Eukaryota; Metazoa; Platyhelminthes; Cestoda; Cyclophyllidea; Taeniidae
Product: Homeobox protein DTH-2
Exons: 2
Coding region: 1-1215 (404 amino acids)
Biological process (GO): cell differentiation; regulation of transcription by RNA polymerase II
Cellular component (GO): nucleus
Molecular function (GO): RNA polymerase II cis-regulatory region sequence-specific DNA binding; DNA-binding transcription factor activity, RNA polymerase II-specific
Source: RefSeq, a predicted model, not a curated record